AUGGAAUUCGAGGGGAAUAUUAUGCAUGGGAGAGAAUAUUGGGAGUCGAGCGUGAGAUUGUCAGUUGGUGAGGACUUCGGGAUGUUCCUGGAAGAAGGGAGGAAGCGAAAGUGGGAGGGGAAGGAGGAAAAGGAGCAAAGGAAGGUGCCGCCAAAGAAAGUUAUGGCUACACGUAUAAAAGAAAAUACUAAUACGAAACAUAUUAGUAUAUUAAUCGAUUUAAAAAAAUUGGAAUUAAACAACGUCAACAACGACCAUCCAACGUUGAAUUGA
Pieris macdunnoughi is the source of this 273-nucleotide messenger RNA. The record is from the annotation of a GenBank genome assembly. Lineage: Eukaryota; Metazoa; Arthropoda; Insecta; Lepidoptera; Pieridae.